Myotis lucifugus (little brown bat) is the source of this 6458-nucleotide messenger RNA. RefSeq names its product sprouty related EVH1 domain containing 1 (gene SPRED1). NCBI's taxonomy places the organism in Eukaryota, Metazoa, Chordata, Mammalia, Chiroptera, Vespertilionidae. Bases 735 to 2057 code for a protein of 440 amino acids. The record is from RefSeq and is a predicted model, not a curated record. Gene Ontology annotation, molecular function: protein kinase binding. Gene Ontology annotation, cellular component: membrane. The transcript has 7 exons. Gene Ontology annotation, biological process: multicellular organism development; negative regulation of MAPK cascade.
CGAUCGGCGCCGGCCCCCGCCUCACGCGGCUCCCCGCCGACCCCUCUCCCCCCUCAGAGCCGUCCCGGCUGGAGCGUGUCUGGAGGAAUCCGCCGCCGCGAGGCCCCCGCGCCCCGGUGGUGCUCGUUCUUGAGGACCGCCCCGCUCGCUGCCGGGGGCUGAGCGGGUGCCGGCAGCCGGGCGGGAGAUGGUGGGGUGGGCUCCCGUAGGACCGCGCCGCCGCCGCCGCCCGGAGCCUGGCUUCGGCACCCCCGCGCCGGCCCCCGCCGAGCGGAGCUCUGCUUCCUCCUCGCCGCAUCUCUGAGGGCAGCGCCGCCUGUGCUCCGGCUUCGCCGCCGCCCGCCCGCCCGCCCGCCCGCGCCUGGCUGGCCGGACCCCGCUGCUCGCCGCUCCGUGGCGGGAGCAGCCGCUCUCCAGGCGCCCUUUGCAGCCCCCCUUCCUUUUCUCCCCUCCGCACACCUCCCCGGCCUCCUCGGACCUCCUGGCUGGGCGCUGCGGCGAGGGACGAGGCUGGGGUCGCCACGGCGGAGGUCGUUGCCGCCACCCCCCUGCGGGGGCGGCCGGGGUUCCCGGCUGGGGGGGCCCCGCUCCGGGUGAGGCGUCCACCAUGGUGAGGCCCCUGAGCUGCUGCCCGCGCGCCCCCCCGGCCGUCGCUGCCUCCGGUCCCUCGGUGCUCCUGCUGCUCCUCCUGCUGUUGCGCCUCCAUCUCCAGAUCGGAACACGGUGAGGGAAAGAUGAGCGAGGAGACGGCGACUUCUGACAACGAUAAUAGUUAUGCACGAGUGCGAGCUGUGGUGAUGACCCGGGAUGACUCCAGUGGCGGAUGGCUGCCCCUCGGAGGUAGUGGACUGAGCUGCGUCACUGUCUGCAGAGCCUCCCACCAGGAAGAGGAUGGCUGCUCUGACUUUCUUAUCCGUGGAGAGCGGCUCAGGGACAAAAUGGUGGUUUUGGAAUGUAUGCUUAAAAAGGACCUCAUUUACAAUAAGGUCACUCCAACAUUUCACCACUGGAAGAUUGAAGACAAGAAAUUUGGCCUUACCUUUCAAAGUCCUGCUGAUGCUAGGGCUUUUGAUAGAGGUAUUCGAAGAGCUAUAGAGGAUAUUUCUCAAGGAUGCCCAGCAUUAAAAAAUGAAACUGAAGGAGCAGAUGAUGACUUACAAGCAACUGCUGAAGAGAAUAUUCCCAGUUCUCGAGUGAAAGAUCAUCUUUUCCAGCAAGAGACCGUUGUUACCAGUGAGCCUUAUAGAAGCUCAAGACCUUCUCCCUUUGAAGAUCUGAAUGCCAGAAGAGUCUACUUGCAAAGCCAAGCCAGUCAGAUAACGUUCACUCAUCCAAGCCUAGACAUUCAGGGCAGAAGCAUAGAAUAUGCACAGCGACAAAUAUCCAAGGAAUGUGGAGGCCUAAAGUCCCAAAAUAAGGUCCCUCGACACGUCAGCUUUCAAGAUGAGGAUGAGAUUGUCAGAAUAAACCCUCGAGAUAUCUUAAUCCGUCGCUAUGCGGACUACAGGCAUCCUGACAUGUGGAAAAAUGACUUGGAGAGAGAUGAUACUGACUCCAAUAUUCAGUUUUCUAAACCAGACAGUAAAAAAUCAGACUACCUGUACUCUUGUGGGGAUGAGACUAAGUUAAGUUCAUUCAAAGACUCUGUGGUAUUUAAGACACAGCCUUCCUCAUUAAAAUUUAAGAAGUCAAAACGAAGAAAAGAAGAUGGUGAGCGUUCUCGCUGCGUAUACUGCCAGGAAAGGUUUAAUCAUGAAGAAAACGGCAGGGGGAAGUGCCAGGAUGCUCCAGACCCUAUUAAAAGAUGCAUCUAUCAAGUUAGUUGCAUGCUCUGUGCCGAGAGCAUGCUGUAUCAUUGUAUGUCAGACUCAGAGGGAGACUUUUCUGAUCCCUGUUCAUGUGACACUAGCGAUGACAAGUUCUGCCUACGAUGGUUAGCCCUGGUAGCUCUUUCUUUCAUUGUACCAUGUAUGUGCUGCUACGUCCCUUUGAGAAUGUGCCAUCGUUGUGGGGAGGCAUGUGGGUGUUGUGGUGGGAAACAUAAGGCUGCUGGAUGAAAAGGAUCUAGGGCCAAAAUGAGUUUAAAAUCUUUGUUUCCAGGCACUAGCUAACUUGGAUUUGCAGAAGCUUUCGGCAAGCAACAUGAAAUCUUGCCUGGUGUCAUAGGGGCCACGCGUGGAGGAAGCAGCACUCGUCAGUUCUUGGCAUUUCACAAAUGCCAGCCAUGCCUAACUUUUCCCUUGAGUGCAUGGCACGUUUUGUUACAGGUUGUAAAGUGUAUUUGCAAAAGGAAACCAUUUCUGGUUAUUGGCUAUAAAAAGGGAUCAUAAAAUAUGAUCUGACUAAAAGGGAUUAAUUUUUGGCAUUUUUGUAUAUUUAUGCAUUAGGUGAUGGGACUUUUAAAGGUUUGAAUUCAUUAGGACAUGAACUAAAAGUGCACUAGGGAACAGCUGAUUUCAAUCUAAGAAAAGUUAACACUUGGAAAUUAUAAGAAGUUAAACAAGUGCACCUAAAUCAUUUAUUGUUUUUUGAAAGCAGUUUUAUGUAUAAAUAACAAAUGUUUAUAUUUAACUAAAUACAAGGUACGAAUUAUGACAUUAAACUUUUCUUCCCCUUCCUAGUUCUGAAGUAGAUGUACAUAUAUCUACGGUCACAUUCCAUUAUAUUUUGCAUAUUUUACUCAUCUAAUUAAUAUAACAUUUUUAUUCCAUGUGAAUGAUUUGAUAUUUCCAUCUUUGUUUCCUGUUGGCUACGGUUUAUGUUGAGUUCUAUCUGUACAUUCUGGUAAUCUAAAAUUCUUUAAAAUAUUCUAAUAGCCUUGAGUGACCAACUUUUUUUUAAAGCACAGAUAUAAUCGUCUAAUGUUCUGAUGGGAACGUAACACUUAUUUUUAUAUAAAAAGAGAUUGUGUAAACAUAGAAAAAAAAGAGGUUUUGGGGGUUGUUGUUUUGUUUUUUGUGGUAUUCAACCAGCAAGUUGUUUUCUUUCAGAGUUUCCUCCUUCAAAAAAUUAUAUUGCAUUUACAAAUAUGUCACAAGACAAAGAAGUGUAACUGGAUGGUUAGUGUAAAAGUUUCCUCCUAAGAUCUCCGUUUAUCAUUCUGCUAACCCAGAAUUCGUUCAGCUGUGUUACUAAUUUUUUUAGCUUAAUCCUCAGUGCUCAUUAUUCACAUAAUACCAGUAGCUUUUUUCAGUUGCAUUUUAUUUUAUUUAAACCAGCCAAAAGCAAAAUUAUUUUAUGUUAAAGUAUGUGCUAAACUAUCCCAGGAAAGUAUUUAAUCCAACAUUGUGAAUGAAAUACUUUGUACAUAAAAAUUUAUUUCUUUUGCAGAGCAUUGUAUCACUGGAUGUUUUAUUUACAAAGUAGUUGGAUAAGCGUUCCAACAAAUUAUUUAAAGUACUUUGGGAUCAAAUUGUCUUCUUUUUUUUUUUUAACUGUUACAUUUAAACUCUAAUCAAGUAAGGGUUCUUUAAGAACAUUCCCUUAGAGGGAUCAAGUUGAGAAGCGUGCCUUUCUUUUUAAUGGCUUGAAGUUUCAGAAGUGAUAAACAUUAAAAUCACACUACCAUUUGAAGCUCAUUUUCUAUGCACGUUUUUAAAUGUCAUUUAUGUUUCAUUCUUUUUACGUUCACACUUAAGCUUGUGUUAGCUGUCUUCUUUUGCCCCAGAUCAAACUGAACAAUGUAUAUAACACUAUCUGUCUGUAAAAUACUUUUUUUAAGAAAGCAUUUAUAUUUAUAUGACAGCUUGAACUGACAACAUUGUGUAUAUAGAUCAUCUUGAAGUAUUAUUUCACAUUGAAAAGAAGAAAAAUAUAUUGAUAACUAUAGAUGUUAUGAAGAAGAGGUUAUUUCUAGUUUUGUACUAAAAAUCAAUUGGAUGAACUAAAUCCAAACGUGACACUGUCGCAGCAGUUUUAAGUCUUAUUUUUACUGUUUAUAUAUUUGGACGCUGUUGCACCAGAUGAUCUUCAUCCCUGAAGUUUUCAGCUAAACUCGGUUACCUAGAAUAGACUGUUAACUUUCAAAAUUACUUCUUACUGAUGGAAUGGAAAUAUUGAUUUUCCUUAUGAAUAAAUUUUCAUAUUUGUAAGUGUGGAGUUUAUAAUUCAGGUUUGAGCAAGGUGUGAAUAACUGAAGAAAAUAACUUGCUGGCUAUAUAGGAAAAUCUGUGGAAAUGGACUGUGUAUAUAUUUCUGGGGAGAACAAAUAUAAUCAUUUCUUCUGUUAAGCACUAAUCAGUAUAGUGCAACUCCUGGUUCUGUACUGUAUUUUAUAUGCAACAUAUAUGCUUUAAUAUUUUAAUGUUUGUGCAUUAAUAUUUUCAAAUUGUUUUAACCACUUUGCUGCUAAGAUUUUGCCGUCCCAUCCCCAUUUUUUUCCUUUACAAUUUUAAACAAGUUUCUUCAUUAAAAACGAUGGUGAUAAAAUGGUUUUAUUUCACCUUGGAUCUUUAUAGUUAACACACCCAGUUUCUAAAUUGGUCUAGAAAACUAGUAACAUGUUAUCUGAAUCCCUAUGUGGAAAGUUUCUCUUGAGUAAAUUAGAAUUCGUAUGUGAAAAAUAAAGGGUGGUUUAAAUUUCUUGCUCUAACGUGUAUAGGUAUGUUCAGGGACAUUUUCUCGUUCUGCAUACAGAUUUGGCACUGCACUGCCAGCUGGCUUUUCUAAAACCUUUCUCUGUUUUUAAUCUGGUAGUUUAAGCAAAUGGCUAAACAGAACUGCUUAUGUAAUAGUAAAUAUGGAAAAUGAAAUCAUCUAGAUGGCAUGACAAGAAAGACUUUGGUCUGAUGGUGUGUUGUGUUCAGACCUGAUAAUUCGGAAAUGAUUUUUCUCCUGCCUUGAAGGUGGGGGGCUAGUGAGGGAAUCUCUAGGUUUCUGAAGAAAUAAUGAGGUGUGGAACUUCAGCACCACCUACUGGAUGAUUUAUAGGCCAGAACCGUGAGGUAGCAAUUGGGGUCUGACAGGGUUCGUCACUAUUACCUGUAAAGGGCUAUUUGAGUGGUGGUCACGGCCAAGCGGAGAAAGCAGGAGUAAGAUCUAUAUCUCAGACUAUAAAAGGAAUAUUUUACCUAAUGUGUCUUGUUGGUUGCUGAAAGAUUUUAAGCACUUUUUCCUCAUAUAUCCUGAAUUAAAAUAUUUUAUUGAUAUUUGGAACUGGCAAUCAAUUUUAAUUAAUGGAUGUGCCGAAGCAUUUAUAGAACCAAUUCUUUUAACUUUCUAAAGCCAUUACCAAAUGGUAUUCUUAUUUUUCCUCCCAUUGCUAGUCAGGGAGAAUUUUUAAAAAAAAUAAACAUCAAUUACAUUAAGACAACUUUAGAGGGAGUAUGUGUUUAUGUCUCUGGGAUGCUGGGGCAGGGGAAAACUUGAAAUUACCUAUUUUCAUUGGUUAUUCAGCAGUGCCUAAUAUGAACUUUUGAAGUAAUACAAAUGCACUUUUAAUUCUUGUUAUAGUGCCAUCUGAUAUCUUAGGUAAGUCUUGCUUUUUCUUUUAUUUUUCUUCCCCAUCCUCAACUCCAACCCCCAUUUAAUUGAACACCACAAAGAUGUUUCUUAAUAUCCAUACAAGUCUCCCAAAUACAGAAAAGUAUUUUCCUCUAUAUUUAAAGAAUCUGAAGGGUGUUUCUUAUAUUGAAAUUUGUUUUUAGUCUUGUGAUUACACUUUAGACUAUGUAUUUAAGAGUGGGUUUUUAAUUUUAGCCCAAAGAUGCAUUAAGCAAGUGUAACAUUUUUCUAAAAACUUUGAAACCUUAGUUACCUGAAAAACAGAUUCUUCACUAAAUAUCUUGUUCUUAAUUUGACCUCCAGAAUUACAUUUCUAAGUAUAAGAGAAAUUACUGGAAACUUGCAUUGUUGUGUACUUAAACAUUUUUUGGUCUGUAAACCACCAUGAGAUAUUUUGCAGGAAAUCAAAACAAAAAAGAAAUCACAACCUGGAGUGAUUUAUAUAAACCAAAAACAAGGGCUUUAAGGUAUUAAGGUACUGUUUGCUAGCAGCCAGGUGGUUAUAAACCUUUCAUAUGCUUUGAUUCACUGAUGUUAGCCAUUGUUUCUGGAAGCUCCGUAAAUUGCAUAAGUUGCUAGUUUUGAAAAUUUUCAAAAAUAAUCUAGUCGAAAAUCUUAUGUAUUAAAGAUACACAUAGAUUUUUGUGAACAUUACCAGUAUGUAGUGUCAUUUGCUUUCUAUUCUUGACCUCAGAAGUGCCUCACUUGUAUAUUACUUCCAUUAAAAGCUUGACUGCAUUCUUUCUAAUAAGCAUUGAAGUAUUGUUUAACUCAUGUCAUAAUGUAUCUCCUUAGAUAUAGUUGACUAGCUUGGUAGUUUUGGGUAUAUAAUGUAAAUAUGCAUAUAUAAGUUUGUAACUGUUUUUGUUACAUCAUACCCAUGUAAUUGGACAUAUCAGAUGAUAUCAAAUAAUUUGUUUUCAUUACCUGAUUAAACCUAUCAUGAAAUAUAAAAA